Molecule: messenger RNA, 7349 nt
Organism: Myiozetetes cayanensis
Lineage: Eukaryota; Metazoa; Chordata; Aves; Passeriformes; Tyrannidae
Product: neurotrypsin-like
Exons: 16
Coding region: 4053-6521 (822 amino acids)
Biological process (GO): proteolysis
Cellular component (GO): membrane
Molecular function (GO): serine-type endopeptidase activity
Source: RefSeq, a predicted model, not a curated record
GUCUUGCAGUGUUAGGAUUUCUGCAGUGUGUUGUUCAGCUAGCCAGAACUAGCCUACUCGGGUCCUCACUGUUAAAUCUUUUAGAAAUGCAUUUCCUAACAGUUAGGAGGUGACUUUUCCUGACAUGUAAGCUUCCUACCUAGCUUUGGAGCUGCUGUCAAGAAGUGCUCAGGUUCAAACACUAAGCCAACUGAAAAUUGCUAGUAAUCUCAUGGCUCAUACUCCCACAGGAGUGGAUAUACAGUUUGGUUUCUCUUGAAAUUGUUUUAAUUCCUGCUGCUGUACAAAAAAGCUGUAGAAUGUGCAAAAAAUCUCCAGCAAAGUACCUUGUUAAUACAGAGGUAAGUAUCAGAUAUAACCUUAAUGUAGAGGCUUAUGAUUUAGGACCUCUGAUUUGCAGGUGGCACAGGUACGGUGCCACAUCAGUUUACUUAUUUUGUCUGGACUACAGUAAAAUAAUACAAGACUGGUGUUUGACUUGGGCAACUCACAAUCCACAACAGAAUGUUUCACUGUUUUUUGGUAAAAAAACAAACAAAAGAGGGAGAGAAAGUUCAAGCGUGAACUGGUAACUGAAAUCAUGUAAUGAAUUAUUAGUUUCAGUGUGGUUUUUUUUUUUUUCUACUAUAGUACCACAAAACUUCAGGACCAGUACCUAUGCUGAGAAAAAUGCAGUGUCUUGGAAAACUACUGUUAUAACCAUUUAUAUCAGUAAUUCUUUCAGGCAUGUAGAAAAAGCAGAGGAAGAAGGGAGUCAGGCACACAGACUAUGUGAUUACCCACAGGUGACUGGAGAGUUUGCUGGAAUUGGAGCUGACUUCUCUGGAGCCCCAGGUGGAUACCUGUUUUAUCCCAUAAAUUUUGGUCAGGUGAAUGCUUUCAAGUCGUUGAGGAAAUUUUCAUUUAACCAUAACUUACAAUGCCUCAUGAGUGGAUUAUUCACAGGGUAGCUUGUUCUGUUGUUGGUAUUAAUGGCAUAAUUGGGUCUUUCAGAGAACCUGGGGUCAGUAAGAACAUAAUGUCCACAUCUAAGUUUGGGAAAAUGCUUUGGUUCUAUGACAUUCUGCAUUUUCAGUCCAAAAGACUCUGAAAGGAAAUGCUACUUGCUGUUCCUUUGUUUGUGAAGGAGACAAGCUAGAUUGGGAGUGAGGAACUGAUUCACCUCUGUUGAUGAUGAUUUUUCUUUCUUUAUAUUAAAACUUUGAAUACAAAAGUAGUUUUGCUCCUCUUAAGAUAGCACUUGUGCUGAAUGUACCAAAUUCUACUGUCUGUGAAGAACUGUCUUAUAUAAGAGGCUGUAACAGAGAAGCCAAUACCUUUUUCUGGUUUUACUUCUGAAAUUUUGCACACCUCUCACUAAUCUGAACAGCUAUUUUUGGAUCAUACUGCUUCACAGUGAGCUUCACAAAUUCAGUGAAAGGUUUGGGUUUCUGUCUGACCUUUUACAUGUCUAUUAUAAUCUGGACAUUACUAUGCUAAGGUUUUCCAGUCCUCAUUUAUUUAGAGGAAGAAAGAAGGAAACAGAAUGAUGUUCAGGUGCGCCCAGGUUUUACAGUGCUUCCUUUAAAAAUACUGUAGCAAUUCUUUUGCCUCAGGAUCCCAUGCUGUAACUAAAACCCCUCCAGUUACUGAUUGUCCUUGGCAAUUUCACCUGCUGCCAAUUUUUUGUAUCUUAAUGUUAAACUUAUAGUGGGAGUUUAAAUGCAUUCUGUGACAUGCUGAUAUCAGGGAUCACUCCACUAAUAGUUAGUGUGUAACUAUAGGGAAUGGCACUGUUCUUUCUGAGCUCCACGAUGCUGUUGCUGGGGGAUAAAACUGGGUUCUGGUACUGAGCCCACUGGUUAAGAACAUUGCUGCAGAGACCUGUAUGUGAUUGCGUGGUGGGGAAAGAAUUAAACAAAAGCUGACUAGCUGUUCUACCCUCCUAAGUCGGAUUUACAGGAUUUAAGCAAAUCUGCUGGAAUUCCUUGAUCUUAUUCCUGUUCCUUACAGCUUGAGUAUUAUAUUAGCCCUGGGUAUGAUUGCUGUUAACUACCCCUCUUUUUAGGCUUUCACCGAAGAUCUCUAUGGAGGAAGCAUUAAUAUUUCAGCUGCUCUUGAUGAAUAGUGGUCCUGCCAGUUCUGGAGAAGUGGGUUGAAUUCCAGGGAUCCAGAAAUAUUUUAGAAGAUGGUACUUCUUGUUCCAAAAUGUCAAUACAGAAUAAUCUGGAAAAAUCAAAACAGAAAGACUCUGUAGAAAAUCAUAGGCUUAUUAGAAUAGAACUGUGGUUAUAUCAGGGUGAGAAGGUGAUUAGUGUUAAAUAGUGGGCUUAGAUAUUAGUUACUAUAUAACAGUGGGCUACUUCAAAUUUGCCCAUACAAGAAAGUUCAGUAUCUAUUUUACCUCAUCAGUAGAUACAUUACUGAUCUAAGCUGACAUAGUUAUAUUGGUAUAAUUUUUUUCUUUGUCUAACUCGGAGAGGGCCAUGUAGCCAUGAGAAGCUUUUGAGAAUCCUAAGAUCCACCUCUCUCAAGAAAAUGUCAUUACAUGUACCAGAAAACCAGGGGAGUCUUGGCAAGAAGGGAGUAGUUCCCGCAGAGGAGACAACUGCAAACCCCCUAUAUCUGUCCACAGUUCGUCAUUCUUCUAAAAAGUGAAUACAGACUUGGACUUCCAUUGCUUUUCUUGCACUGGUCUGUUUCCUUCAAAAAUUACAUUAUCUAGGAAAACCUUGCCUUGAGAGGGAAGCAACUUAAAAGCUACUGUGAGAGAAAUCCAGUGCAGGCUUUUGCUAAAGGUUUUGAGCUUAUGUGUCAGAGGUCUAAACAGGGAGUGUCUUAUGGGAGGGAGUUCUGAAGGACCAUCAGUAACUUCUAUUCCUGACUAAGGAACAAAUUUCUCUGAAUGCUAGUAGAUUUUCUGUUUGUGUCUCCAGUAUAUUAUUUCCUUGUGUUUUCACUGGAGUAAGUGCUUCUAAAUACCAACACAUUCCUGUAUUUUUAUUUUGUGCCUUUUUACCAGUGCUGCCUGAGAGUUACAGCGUGAUGUUGCAUCUAAGCUAUUUCCAUCCUCUGUUGCCCUGAUCGUCUCCCUCCCUCCCUUCAAGGAUAUAGGAGAUUUGCUCCUAAUUAACUGAGUGCAAUUCUUGGCCAAAUGCACUCCAGAAAGAGCUCCUUCCUACCACUCAGCAACUCCUGUAAAAGAUCCAGCAUGUAGUGAAAUUUCCUUGCCUUUGAUGACUGACUGAGGAUGAGGCAACACAAAACUGUCAAGUGAAUGAGUAAUGGGCAGUAAGUGAAGGAGCAAAAAAAGAGGCUUUUUGUCAAGCCAAUGGAUUUUUAGCAGCCCAUUCCUUGUUUUUAUGCUGAAGGUGUCUUUGGAAGUGCUACUUAGCAGACUUGGCCAAAAGUGAGCUCAUUUCUUAAGGUGACCUUCAUGUUUCAUGCUGCAGAAUACCAGGAGUUAAUCCUUCCAAAAUCAGAAUGUAAGUAUAGGACUGAGCUGAGAAGCAGCACAGGGAAUGUUUAAAAAAAAUCUGAUAUUGAACAGCUUCAAAUGGACCAAUUCCCUUCUUAGAUUUAAUAGUGUUAAAAACUUGUUGUAGCCUCAAACCCGAAUGCAUAUGAAGGAGCAGUAAGCUGAAAACACUACACCCCCCCCCCCAAAGGGAUUUUUCGUGGUAAUAAAAUAAUGAUCAACCCUCUGGAAAGCAUCCUAGCCAAUUGAGGGAAAAUAAAGCCCAAGGUCACGGAGAAGCUUGAUGGAAAAGAUCUCUGGAGGCAAUACCCAUGGGGCAAGAUGUAGGCUGAAAAUUGCGAAUGCACUGCCGAGAGGGUGUGCCACCUGUGGGUUUUCCAUGGGAAGAUCUGGAAGCUGCUUAACGUAAAGUUUUUUGGGUCCCAUUUACCUGGGCUCAUAUAUGAGGAGAGCUGACCUCGGGAAGCUGCGAGCAGAAAUGGAAAAGGCAUCCUGCUCACCCGGGUGCGGAGCAGCUAGCGUGGGAAAGCAGAGCCCGCCAGCUGAACGAGAAUGUGAUGCUUGAGGAACCUUCUGCCCGCUUUGUAUAGGAGGGAUGGAGAUCUCCAGAAUACUCGGGCUCCUUGUAGAGCUCUCGAGUCUGCUGUCCUGUCUCAGAUGUGUGGAGGCUUUCCUGGGAUCCCAGCCCAACCAAAACCAUUUGCAGAGUGCAGCAUCCAGCGGCUGUGCUGUUGGACCCCUGGGGUAUUACAAUGGCUCGCUGGCAGUCACUGAGGCCGGGGCAGAGUGCCUCAACUGGGCAGAGUUCCCCGAUUAUGUCCAGCAGUACCCAGACCGUGGCCUGGGGGACCACAACCACUGCAGGAACCCGGAUGGGGGAACGACACCCUGGUGCUUCUACCGGCUCUCGUCGGGGGCCAUCGGCUGGUCCAACUGUGACUGUAACCAAGGUGCUGUGCGGUUGGCUGAAGAUGGUAGUGUGGAGCUGUACUUCAAUGGACUCUGGGGUACCAUCUGUGCUGACCACUGGACUGACUGGGAUGCCAGUGUUUUCUGCAGGCAACUCGGUCUCAGUGAGAUUGGCACAGCUGGGAAGAAGAGUCAUCCUGGACCGUGGCCUGUUCCCCUGCACCUGCAGUCAGCAAACUGCCAUGGGGAUGAAAAAGCCCUGCUGCAGUGUGACUAUCGGGAAGCUGUGUCAGGAGCUUGUAAGCAAGGGAGUGCCAUGGUAACUUGUGUUCCUCCAGAAGGUGUAGGUGCCCCACUGCGUAUUGUUGGGGGGAAGGAGAGCUUUGAAGGGCGAGUGGAGGUUUACCACGAUGGCAAGUGGGGCACCAUCUGUGAUGACCAGUGGGAUGACCGGGAUGCUGAAGUAGUCUGUAGACAACUGGGACUCAGUGGGACCCCAAAAGCUUUGUCAUGGGCUCACUAUGGUCAGGGAUCUGGCCCAAUCCUGCUGGAUGAAGUGCAGUGCUCUGGCAAUGAACUCUCACUUGACCAGUGCAAGAAGAGUGACUGGGGACAGCAAAACUGUGACCACAUUGAAGACGCCGGGGUCUCCUGUGACCCUUUCACAGAGGGCACUGUCCGGCUGGCUGGUGGACGCAGCCCCAGCGAAGGCAGGGUAGAAGUUUAUUACAAUGGAGACUGGGGCACAGUAUGUGAUGAUGGCUGGACAGACCUCGGUGCCCAGGUGGUGUGCAGGCAGCUGGGCUUCAGUGGUCCUGCUGCCCUGGCUUCUGAAGGGGACUACGCUGCUGGCCAAGGCUUUAUCUUACUGGACGAUGUGGCGUGUGUGGGGACAGAGCUGUCCCUCCUGGAAUGUCCCCACAGCAACUGGGGGCAGCAUGACUGCUCACAUGCCGAAGAUCUGGGAGUCCGCUGUUCCCCAGAAAGCAACACAGUCAUGGACGGCAGUCUGGGGCCUCCUGUACGGUUGGUGGAUGGAGAGAGCACUAAGGAGGGACGGGUUGAGGUGUUACUGAAUGGGCAGUGGGGCAGUGUCUGUGAUGAUGACUGGACGGACAGAGAUGCCACAGUGGUUUGCAGGCAACUGGGAUUCAGUGGUACAGCAAAAGCCAGAGCAAUGGCUUAUUUUGGUGAAGGCCAUGGGCCCAUCCAUCUGGACAACGUAGAAUGCAGUGGCACGGAGCACACCCUGGGGCAGUGUGCCAGGUCUGACACCAGGAUUCACAGCUGCUGGCACAGUGAGGAUGCUGGUGUGAUCUGUGACUACGUGGAAGAGAAGGUCCAAGAUAUCAGAAGAACAGGUCCAGAGUCUGGUGUGUGUGGGAUGCGCCUUCUCCACCGUCGCAAGAAAAGGAUCAUAGGUGGAAACAAGUCUCUCAGAGGCAGUUGGCCAUGGCAGGCCUCACUACGGCUGAAGGGUUUUCGGCGAGAUACUCGUCUGCUGUGUGGAGCAACACUCAUCAGCAGCUGCUGGGUGGUGACUGCAGCCCACUGCUUCAAGAGGUUUGGUGUUGAUGUGCGGCGCUACCUGCUGCGGGUGGGCGAUUACCACACAGGUGUGAAGGAUGAGUUUGAGAGGGAGCUGCCUGUGGAGCGGAUUGUCCUGCACAGGAACUACUGGGCUGGCAGCAAUGACAAUGACAUAGCCCUGGUCCGGGUGCGAGGCAGAGAGGGGCACUGUCUCUCCUUCAAUCGCCAUGUUCUGCCCGUCUGCCUGCCCGACAGGAAAGAGAGGUCUGACAUCAACAGGCAAGCCUGCAUCAUCUCCGGCUGGGGAGACACAGGGAAGUCCUAUUCAAGAACCCUGCUGCAGGGGGUGGUGCCUCUUCUCCCCCGGGAAGACUGUGAGGUCCGCUACGGGCAGAAGUUCACUAACCGCAUGAUUUGUGCCGGGAACCUCUCUGAAGAUAAACGGGUGGACAGCUGUCAAGGGGACAGUGGAGGGCCACUCAUGUGUCAAAGGUCGAAUGGGCGCUGGAUCAUUUUGGGCAUCACUUCUUGGGGGUAUGGCUGUGGUCGGAAGGAUUCACCCGGUGUGUACACAAAGGUCAGCAAAUUCGUACCCUGGAUCAAGAGAGUCACCAAGCUAAAAUGAAAGUGACUGGGCUCUAGGAACUUCAGCAUAUGGUCCUUUUGCCCUGCAGCAGCAGAAGGCUGCAGCUUCUGGUCUGUGACUGAAGGAGAUUUAUUCUGUCAUCAGACACUGGCAAAGGACUUUAAUGUAGAACUGGAAGAAAAACAGUUAUGACUGAUGCUUUAAAGUCUUUGAUUUCACUUUAGUCUGUAAUCUGUAAGCAGAGAAAGCAGGUGCACACUCGUAACAAUGAUAAGUAUAUGUUGCCCUAAGUAUCUGAGUCCUGUAAUGCAGUCACACUUGUUCCUUUGCCCUGGCACACAGAAAUGGUAGAAGCAGAGAGAUACCUGCUGCUGAAAAUCAAUUUCUAUUUGUAUGUUUGGACAACUGAAAAAUGCUGCCAGGAGAGGUGAGAUGCUUGGAAGAUGGCACCAGGUGCUGGCAUAAUGGAAAUCUUCAGAUAUUUUUUCAAAACAGCUCUCUUCAGUUCCAGGAAUCAGAAGAUUUGAGCUGAGCUGGGCUUUUUUUCUUCCCUGUUAUGUCUCUAGGGGGAACCUUUUCUCUUCUGAAUAAUACGUCUGCUUCCAUAUGAUCCCUUUCAAGUGUCUACCCCUGCUAAGAGAUACUUGUCCUUUCUGCUGUAAUCUUCUGUCACACAUUUCUAGGUGCCAGAUGCUUUGGUUUUAUUGCUGCUUUCUCACUAUAGUGGUUCUUUGUGUGUGUUUGUUUUCUUGCUUCCUUAAAGUAGCAUCUCCUAGUUGUUGGUGUGGGAGUAAAUCUUCAUUUUUAAGAGACAGUAGCUUUCUUGCCCUUAUGAUUACUGUGAAGAACUUAAAAAUAUGACCUCAA